This is a messenger RNA of Penicillium soppii, 468 nucleotides long. Its product is annotated as PaaI family thioesterase. The transcript has a single exon. Bases 1 to 468 code for a protein of 155 amino acids. Gene Ontology annotation, molecular function: fatty acyl-CoA hydrolase activity. NCBI's taxonomy places the organism in Eukaryota, Fungi, Ascomycota, Eurotiomycetes, Eurotiales, Aspergillaceae. The record is from RefSeq and is a predicted model, not a curated record.
AUGAGCGCCACCUCCGAAUUAGAACAUGUCCGUGGAGUUUGGGAGCGAGCCAAAAACGACAGCGCCAUUUAUCGUCUUGUCCUCUCCGAUGUUGAAAUCAUUCAUGCCACUCGCGGACACAUGCAAGCUCGCCUCAAGCUCACUUCCGACCAUGUCAACUCCCGAGGUACUAUCCAUGGGGCUGUCUCCGCUGCUAUCAUCGAUUGGGCCGGAGGCAUGUCCAUAGUCACUCAUGGCUAUGAAAAGACAGGCGCCAGCGUUGAUAUCCAUGUUACAUAUCUUUCCACGGCGAUCGUCGGAGAUCUUUUGGAUAUCUCUGCUGUUGCGGACCGAGUGGGCAAAACCAUGGCCUUUACCACUAUCAAAAUAUCGAAGGUCAUUGAUGGGGAAGUGGGUCCUUUGGUCUCGAAGGGCUCUCACACAAAGUUCCUGCCUGUUUCCAAGGAAAAUCGCACAGCAAAGGAAUGA